Messenger RNA from Drosophila grimshawi, 1159 nucleotides. Its product is annotated as INO80 complex subunit E. The transcript is spliced from 3 exons. Gene Ontology annotation, biological process: chromatin remodeling. Gene Ontology annotation, cellular component: Ino80 complex; nucleus. The record is from RefSeq and is a predicted model, not a curated record. Bases 111 to 1052 code for a protein of 313 amino acids. Lineage: Eukaryota; Metazoa; Arthropoda; Insecta; Diptera; Drosophilidae.
AUCAUUUACUCUUCUUCUUCUACGUGCAAACAACAAAUUAAAUCGUUUUAAAUAACUACAGAAAAAUACUAUUUCAUUAAAAUUAAAAUUAAUAUUUGAAACUAUUCAAUAUGCUCGAGGGCUGGUACUGUCGCUCUUUGGCCAAUGAAACAACCACAGCCCAUAAAACCGAACGACAGCAUUUGGAAAGCGAUGAUGACCACCUACAAACCAAACAAUCGGCGACAGUUCCUGGAGCAGCUGGUCCCGUUGGUCUAGCUGAAUCCAGCUCAGCAUCGACUGGCACAGAGCAUCCGAGCAUUGACUAUAAAGAGCGCUAUCGCAACCUGAAGCGCAAACUAAAAUUUCUCAUCUAUGAGAAUGAGUAUUUCCAGGACCUGCUGCAUACCAACCAACGACGCUUGCUGAAAGUAUCGCGUGAUCGAUCGUUUCUCAUCGAUCGCCUCUUGCUGUAUGAGAAACCAGCCAAGGACUCAAGUGACAGUGAUGCCACCGAUAGCUCCAAUUCCGAUGCGGAACCAAUACCCCCAACGCAAUCCGCUCUCGAUGUGACCAAGGAAUCUGUUGCAAUGCGUCGCAAGCAUAAGGAUAAGAUAGCCGGUGCAAAGGUGAUUGUACCUCCAGCUACAGCACAUGCCGGGCCAGUUGCCGUAGGUGGAGCAACACGCGGACGCAGGCGCAAAAAUGUGGCCAACACACCGCAACAGCCGGGCAAGAAACCAAUAAUGGCGAUGGCCACAGCAACGGUGUCACCUUCCGUGCAGCAGCAGCAGCAUCAACAACAACAUCAACUGGGCGCUAAGAAUGCCUGUAGCUCUGGUUCCGUCACGAUGAGCACAGCGGAAAUUACGCGUCAAUUGCAGGAGCGUCGUCCCACACCUAUUGAACUGAUGAGCCCGGAAUGCGCCUCCGCCACAGUUCCCGUUACGAUGCUCAGCGACGAGAGCCCAUCCAAAAUCUAUCCCAAUGAGAGCCUGCAGCAUCUCAUGGAGGAUGACUCGCCGUCUCAUGUGGCCGCCGAGGAAUGUGUGCCCAUGGUGUACACAAAUUAAAGAUUACAUUCUAACUAAUUAUCUAAAUAUAAAUAUAAAUUCAGUCUUUACUCCUUUGCAUUGAUAAUAAAAGUAAUAAAAGCAACUUGUUCGCCGCGCACCAUCAA